This is a messenger RNA of Salmo salar (Atlantic salmon), 3516 nucleotides long. It is a transcript of the gene pld7, whose product is annotated as phospholipase D family, member 7. NCBI's taxonomy places the organism in Eukaryota, Metazoa, Chordata, Actinopteri, Salmoniformes, Salmonidae. Gene Ontology annotation, molecular function: catalytic activity. The record is from RefSeq and is a predicted model, not a curated record.
ACCAACCAUCAUCAAAGACAGGAAAUCGCGGUUACUUCAAUUGUAUUGUUUUGUAAGUGUGGUGUCUUUUAAGUUUAGCUAACAAACCUAAAUGUUGAAACAAAAAUAAGUUACCGUCGGGUGCAAUGCGUAGCUGUCACAAGUAGGAUAGUUUACAAGCUAGUUAUUUUUUUGUUAAUUUACAAACGUUUGUUGACUUUCUAAUAGUAUUUUUUUUUUUUGCGCGCGCGCGAAAACAUUAACGUUAGCUAGCUAGGCUAACUUUUGUGACUUGGCCCGCUCUGAGGCUGUAGCGACUUGAAAGAUGGAGCUUCGAAGGAAAUCUACUCGAGUUGGGAUGCAAGUCAAAAGGUCGACCCGUCUCAGAAAAAAUACCAGCACAUUUUUAGAGGAUACAGAGGAAGAUACAGAAGAGCUUCAGAACCAAGUUAUGAUGGAUGAUGAUCAUUCUCCAGCCCUGUCAGAAGAUGAUGCCACCAUAACGCGGUCUGAGGACUCCCACCCGGAAGUGAUGGGAGCUAAGAAUUGGACUGUAAUGUUGAACCGGUUAGACCAAGAGGAAGACUCUGAGAAGAAAGAGGAUGAAGAAAAAGAAGACGCACGCAAAACUGGGAAACAACAACAUGCGUCUCGAAUUCCUGCUUUUCACAAAACAUUAGCCAAAAAACGCCCUACCACCAGCAGCAGCAGUCAACGCUCAGAUCCACCUGCCCUAUCUAUUACCAGCAAAGAGUCUUCUAACCAGGCAGCUUUAACCGUUGCAGCUUCAACAAGCAACAGUGGAGAAAUGUCAAGAUCAAAACUGCCCAGUAUUAGAGAAACAGGUCUCCCUCUUCCUACAGUCCGUCUACAUAAACUCAAUCCUCAGACCCUGUCUCAUGCUGUUAGCUCCUCAGAGCAAAGCCCCAGCUCUCUGGAUAUUACUCCACCUGAGGGGGAUCAGGAGCAGCUCCAUCCCAUGACAGCAACCCUCAGACCGGCCCUCAGGGCUGAAGCAGGGGACUACGAUGACCCGGGAGAACCACCACUCCAUACCACUGAAGCUGCACAGAAGGCGAUGGAGGAAGAGUUUGAGGCUGAGGUUAGAAUGGAUAGUGGCGACGUCCCUUCUGGUCAUGCUGAAAAGGAAUCCCUAGAGACAGAUGAAGGUGAGGAGGAUGAGACUGGUCUGAAUCAGCAUGAUGAUGAUGAUGAUGAUGAUGAGGAAACUCCCUGUGAGGCUGAAGCCAUGGAGAUUGAUUUUCUGUUAGAAGAGGAUGGAGAUGGGUUGGACUCCUCCCCGUUGCUGGAGGAGAAGGAGCUUGAGAAGCCCAGUGUUGAGACUGAGAGCUUCAGGAAAUUGGAGGUUGUUCGUGAGAAUCAAGAUAAGUCUGCCAACAAGGAGAAGGCUUCUGGGAAAUGGUCAAAAACCCUAGAGGAUACAACCGACGCUGAUACCGCAGUCCCCUCUAACAGAGCAGUGCCUCGUAGAACAACUAAAUCCAGUCAGUCAAACAAGACGUCGUGGUGCUGCAGCUUUGUACUAUUCUGCCUUUUCCCGUCCACUCUGCUUGUGAUUGGGGGAUUCGGUCAACACGUAUGGCACUAUGGGAUGCCUCUGUCGGUGUCACAGUUGAUGGGACAGUUGGAGCUGCACUGGCUGGAGGGACUGUGGGUGCCACACAAGCCUUGUAACUCAGAUUGUCGUGUGAGCCUGGUGGAGAGCAUCCCUGAAGGUCUAUCCUACCCACUGGAUUCCUCGUCCCUGCCAAGCAUCUCUGAUACAUGGACGAACCUACUGACCAGGGCCAACAGCUCUGUGGACAUAGCUGCCUUCUACUUUACCCUCCGAGACACUGACCUGGGACGCACAGAGCCUAGUGCUGCACAGGGUAAACAGGUCUUCAAGCAGCUGAUGGAACUUGAAGCAAAAGGAGUGGAACUUCAGAUUGCUGUUAAUGGUCCUCAGACUGAUACUCGAGACGCGGCUGAUUUAACCAGAACGGGUGCAGAGGUACGGGAGGUGGAUCUCCAUUCAGUGACGGGAGGUAUCAUCCACACCAAGCUGUGGGUCGUGGAUCAGAAACACCUCUACCUGGGCAGUGCCAACAUGGACUGGCGGUCCCUCACACAGGUGAAGGAGGUGGGAGUUUCUGUGGAGGACUGCAGCUGCCUGGCACAGGAUGCAUUAAGGAUAUUCGGGGUGUAUUGGAACAUUGGUGCUCAAAAAAAUGGCUCCCUACCCCCCUUCUGGCCUGCCCGAUACUCUGCCCUCUCUAGCUCCAAGCACCCCUUGAAUCUCAAACUCAAUGGAGUCCCUGCACAAGUAUAUCUCUCUAGCGCUCCACCCCAGAUAUCAGCUUAUGGACGCUCAGACGAUCUAUCCACCAUCCUCUCUGUCAUCGCAGAUGCCCAGAAACAUGUCUACAUCUCAGUCAUGGACUAUCUUCCGCUGUCCCAGUUCACUGAGCCACUCAGGUUCUGGCCUGCGAUUGACUCAGCCAUACGGGAAGCAGCGUGUACUAGAGGUGUGGAGGUCAAUCUACUGGUGAGCUGCUGGUCACACUCUCCAGGCUCCAUGUUCCUCUUCCUACAGUCUCUGACUGUCCUCAACAGAUCUCCCCUGGGAUGCAACAUCAAUGUGAAAGUGUUUGAGGUGCCUUCGACAACAGAGCAGAAGAAGAUCCCUUUCUCAAGAGUGAACCAUGCCAAGUACAUGGUGACCGAUAGAGUCGUCUAUAUCGGAACCUCCAACUGGUCAGAGAACUAUUUCACCCACACUGCAGGUAUUGGGCUGGUGGUGAACCAGACAGGUUCUGUGGUGGGAGAGGGCCAGAGGAGUUUACAGGUCCAGCUACAAGAAGUCUUCAUGAGGGACUGGACAUCUCAAUACACCCGAAUCCUUUCCAAUGACGAUGUCAAACACUGUGGUAGAUGAUGCUAAUGGUGAUGACUCGGGACUUCAUCCCAAAUGGCAUCCUAUUCCCUAUAUAGUGCACUACUUUUGACCAGAGAAAAUAGUGCACUAUGUAGAGAAUAGGGUGGGUGCCAUUUUGGGACACAGACCCAUAUCAGUUUUAGAUAAUUGUUUUGGCAUUUACUUUCACCGGCGCUCAGUAUGCUGCCUAUCAUAAGAUGCUUACCUUGCAUUGCUUAUUUUUUUUGUUUUUUUUUACCACUCCCAUUUGACAAUUCUGUUGUUACAUGCAGCAUUUGACUGUAUAUAUUUGCCAUUUUUUGGUGUAUACAUAUUUUCUACUUGAGUUAUUUGCUGUAACUUUUUUCCCCCCUUCUGAAUGGAAGUGUCAAUAUUGAAUGAAUCUUGAAGUUCUGUUUUUGAUGAAUUUCCUUUUCUUUGACUGACUGAUGCUGUCAGUGACGCAAGGCAUGUGUUGUCUAUAAGGGAAAAGACUGAUGACCUUUGUCAUGCCAGGUGCAUUUUUGUGUUAUAUCAUAUGUUUAUACAUUUUUUUUUUAACCAAAGAUGUUUCAACUUCAUUCUUAUUCUUGAAAUUAAAUAUUUGUUAUUAUUUUUAA